CGUGGUGAGGUAGGCGCCCAUGGGGAUUGCCGGGUGGACCGAGUUGGGCUGUGGCGGAUGGUCGCGGGCGCAUCGCAGACCACUCUCUCAUGGCGUCCUCGACCACGGCAUCCCAGGAGGAGCUCAAGCAGAACAGAGUCCCUCUCGCGUGGCGGGACCAGUGCUCUGCUCUGCUCAUUCCUCUCAACGUCUGCCGCAAGCAGAAGUACUACCUUCCAUGGGAAUGCGAGAAUGAGAGGCAUUCGUACGAGAAGUGCCAGUAUGAGGACUACCUUCGCCGGAUGAAGGUCCUGGCGAAACAGAAGGUUGCCCAACUCGAGGCUGAGGAGUGAUUGGGGCCUAGGUUUAAUGUG
Molecule: messenger RNA, 353 nt
Organism: Rhodofomes roseus
Lineage: Eukaryota; Fungi; Basidiomycota; Agaricomycetes; Polyporales; Fomitopsidaceae
Product: NADH-ubiquinone oxidoreductase B18 subunit-domain-containing protein
Exons: 4
Coding region: 90-332 (80 amino acids)
Cellular component (GO): mitochondrion
Source: RefSeq, a predicted model, not a curated record